Closterium sp. Naga37s-1 is the source of this 783-nucleotide messenger RNA. Lineage: Eukaryota; Viridiplantae; Streptophyta; Zygnematophyceae; Desmidiales; Closteriaceae. The record is from the annotation of a GenBank genome assembly.
AUGGGGGAGCAAGCGACGGUUCCGCGUCGCAUCACGCACGUCAUCUUCGACAUGGACGGCCUCAUUCUCGACACUGAAGGUCUGUACACGGUAGCGCAGCAGCGCAUUCUCUCGCGAUUCAAUCGCGAGUUCACGUGGGCGCUCAAGGUCAAGAUGAUGGGCAAGAAGGCCGCAGAGGCAGCAAAGGUGGUGAUAGAGGAGCUGGGGCUGCAGGGGGAGAUGAGCGCGGAGGAGUUUUUAAAGGAAAGGGAGAAUCUUCUGAGGGAGGAGUUCCCCCACUGCAAGCUGCUGCCAGAGGAGCUGGGGCUGCAGGGGGAGAUGAGCGCGGAGGAGUUUCUGAGGGAGAGGGAGAGGGAGGAGUUCUCACAAGGCAAGCUGUUACCAGGUGGUGGUGGAGAGCUGGGUCUGCAGGGGGAGAUGAGCGCAGAGGAGUUUCUGAGGGAGAGAGAGGCGCCGCUGAGGGAGGAGUUCCCCCACUGCAAGCUUCUGCCAGGAGCGGAGCGAUUGAUUCGGCAUCUGCACGAGCACAACAUUCCCAUGGCCAUUGGAACUGGCUCUCACAAGAUCCACUUUGGACUCAAGACGGCCAACCACACGGCCCUCUUCUCUCUCAUGCGUCACUCUGUGCUCGGGGAUGAUCCCGAGGUUGUCAAUGGCAAGCCCGCUCCGGACGUCUUCAGAGUGGCAGCUGCAAGAUUCGAUCCCCCACCGUCACCAGACAACGUGCUUGUAUUUGAGGAUGCUCCACUGGGCGUUGAUGCUGCCAGGAAUGCUGGAAUGUGA